AUGACCGGUGAACUCUGUUACACAACACGGUGGUUACGAACAGCAGCUGUAGAUGUAUUAAACAACUAUCACAGGGAAGCUAAUUGCUCCCAACUUGGAUGGCAGAUAGACUUACUGAGUUACAAGACGCAAUUAAUUUACAAGCUGAAAAUUUGUGCAACGCAAUCGGUGUCUGCUAAACCAGAAUACCAGGCAUUUAUCCAAGCUCAACCAACUGACGAUAUUGCUCGGAGUUUUGCUGUUGCAAUUUCCGCUACUGCAAAGCAACUGGAUGCAUUGAUUGGAGCUCUGCCUGAAGAAGAAGCCAGUGCAGAUAUUCAACGUGCUACUGUUCACAAACUUUUAGAAGCUUAUAGAUCUGAAGGAGCGAAACUUGCGCGUAUCACAACUAGACUUGAGUCAAGGUUGGCUGAAAAUCAGAGGUGUAUAGAGAAUUUUAUGGAAACUAAUCCUAAUCUGUCGUUAAACAACGACUCAAGUUAUGAGGCUCCUGAAUACAUAUAUUCAUCACCACCAUCGUCUAUUUCCUGGCUCGCCUAUCUAACUACUAUAUUCCUUUUUAUUUUAUUCUUUCGACUAUGCUUUACAUUCGGUAUCGUGGAUAGAUUACAUGCUCUUGUUAAUUUUAUUUUGGCAAUAUCCACACCAUCUGGUCGUAAACGUCGAGCACUACGUGCUAAGUGUGUUGAAGAUCUAGGAAAUUUACGAACUCAAUUGAAAAGUGUACAUAUGGUGGAUGAGUUUGCUACUUAUUCGAAACUAGAACGAAAGAUAAAACUAUUGGAACGUCAGUUGAACUCCUUGGCCCCUGAAACUCUUGUUGGAUCAACACAAAUAGUUGCGAUGAAACAUGAUCCAAUGUUUUCUUCGAACUGUAUUCCGUACCUCGUUGACAAUAAUACAAUCACUUGUGGCAGUUACUGUGGAUUAGGUUAUAAAUUAAAGUACACAUUUUUCUGACUUUCAACUAUAGUCAUUUCUAUUGAUCUGAAAUGUAGAUUUGGCUCUGUUGAUUGACAUGUUUCAUGACGGCACCUUCCACUCAAAGGCUUUGACAGAAAUUACAUAAAUAUAUUGAAAGCUCUUUAUUCGAAUACACUUAGUCAAGUUUGUGCUACUUAUAGGGAAGUGUCUUUUAAAUCGAUUACAUCAUGUGACGUUCGUCAAAACUGUCCACUUUCGCUAUUUUUAUUCUACUCAGCAUGAACACAUUUUUAGAGUUGACAAUUUUUUCAUCCAAAUUUUCACAUAUAGUUAGCUAAAAAUUUUCCCUUAUGCAAUCAUAACUAAUUUAGAAGAAAUUUAAAAGAUUGGAAUCAGCAAAACCAUGCUUACUAUAUCAGUUCAUUGACUGUCAUUGUUUCUCGUGGUUUGUAUGUUGGGUUGUUUACACUUCCUAUAACUGAUCUGCUUGAUUCUUAUCACUUACUUAUCUAGGUUUACUUCGUGUGAUUAGUUGACUCAAACAUGUUGGCAAUUACAUUUACCUUCAGGAUUAAUAAUAAAUAAGUCACACGGCAUAAAGUAGUAGUAUUAGAUAAGGUUUAUUUCAAGUAAACUUGUUCUCAAAUAAAGCGAGCAUGCAGAAUAAGGACGACUGGAUCGAGCGUAUGUGAAAAUUAAAUGAAAUUGAUCAUCAUACACGUGUAUAAAAGAUACUGUAUCUAACGCGACCAGAUCGUCAGACAAAUGUAUAUCAACAUUCGUAUGUGUAUGUACACAGGUACGACGAGCUCAUGAUUACCUAUAAGAGUAAAUGUAAAAUAACCCAAUCGUGUUUUAAUUGUACAUUUAACUGCUCGAACAAAUAAAGUGUACAGGAUAACGGGAAAGACUGAAAUGAUUGUUCUGUUCAGAAAUUAGAAUAAGGUUUCAACACUUUUAUCGGAGUAAUAUAUUUGGAAUUCUAUUUGAAUAGAGCAGAUCCGCUUAUCUUUUGGUAAAGUAUGUGGUUGACCUUGAACUACUUUCCAACCAAUAAGAAAGGUUUGUUUAGUUCUAAAACAAGUGAUAAAAAUGUAGUAAAAUUACAACUGAAUAAUGGACCUUUCAUCAAUAACUGACAUCAGUCAUAAUGAAAGACUAUUUUGUAGAUAUGAGGUUGACAACAUUUUUUUCAGCUUUCAAUAAUAACAAUGCAAUAUCUAGCAUUCUUAACCAUUUUUCUAUAUAUUUUCCGAGUAAACACUGGGAAUUUCAUUUUAAUCAUAUAAGGCUAUCUUUACAUGCCUUCUAUGAACAUACCACUGUAGCUCAUCACGACGUGCUGAAUGAAAAAGCGGAUUAAAAGUGAAAAUUAGAGCUUGGAGUGAAAUCCUCUGUAUGCCACAUUCACUCACUAAAUGAACAAAAAGCUAGGUAUCUCACAUACUAAACAUUGAAAAACAAAUGUACUGCAGUUUCACGAACUUGUAUCCUAUCUUUUUUUCAAAUUAUCAAGUUCAAAAGAUUAGUGUAGUAAAGAGUAUGCUUUAGGAACGACUCAAUCAUAAUCGAGAAUCCGAUAUCUAGUUUUCUGGACGAAAUUAAAUAUCAUGUUUAGUGAUCAAGAGAAAUGCUUUUGUACGUUGUUCAAAAUAUUUAAAAUGAUUGCUAAAAAUUAUUUCUUGCAACUAUAGAUUGAAAGUAAUAGUUCUAAAUUUAUCAAAUGCAUAAAUCUAUCUCUUUAGAUUAUAUAUAACAGGCAAAUCGACGUUAUCACUGAAUUGUAAACUUAAAUCAUUAAUUUAGUUGUAGUUUUGUUCUCUGAGAUGGAUGGUUUAAUCAUGGAGCUUUCAUUGUUCUUUUAAACAACAUCAUCAGCACAGACUUUAGCUAUGUGAUAUGUUCAAAUUUCUCUACAAAUGACUCACAUAAAAUCGAGGUUGACCUCGAGAACUUCGAACACUUCACUUCAACCUGGAGUUUGUGCUAACGGUGUUGUUCAGAAAAACAAUGAAAGCUUCACGAUCAAAACAUCCUGCUCAGAGAACAAUAACACCUAAAUCAUCCAUCUGUACUGCAAAAUUUUCCCACCAUCUUAUACCAUUGGUCAUGAAGGAAACCUUAACCACAUGGGACUAUAUUUUAUGGACGAAGUAAUCAGAUAGCAUCUCAUAUUUUUGACAAAAUUAAUUCAUCCAUAUGGCUAUAGAGAAGCUUUACAAUACGGCUGUUGUCAGUUCGUUAUGAAAUUGUAACCUAGACAUAUAAUCUCAAACCUAACCAAGAAUAGUCUGGGGACUUAAAAAUCUAUUUGGGUCAUUUUAAAGGCUCUAGAAUAUAAAUAAAUUGAUUCGUUGUUUUUGUUAUAUCUUUAGGCCGGGCUAAUUAUCACAUUAUUUACUCGUCAAUCGAAAUGCAACUUCUACAGUCUUAGUACUGUACCAAACCAAUGACGUUCGACCGGUAUGAGCAGCCUAGCGUCCUUAUUAGUCCUUUGUUCUCCUAGCUCUUCCAGUUCAGUCCAGAAUGCCAAUAACAGCUUCCACUAUGUGGAUCAUUUAUUUGUAACAUACUUAGUUUAUGUAGCAGCCAAACAGACCACAUCACACCAUAAAAUAGGAAAUAACGUUUGUACAAAAUUUAACCAAAAAGUGGCUGUGAAUAUGGGAGAUUUUAAUUAAUAAACUGAGUAUAACUUAAGAAUAGUAGAUCGUAUCAUAAUAGUCUGUAGGUCAAAAUUUAGAUAUACACAAUCUAGUUACUUAUUAGUUAUACAAUAACAAUAUAUAUACAAUAUUAGUCCAUUAAUAGUUCACAGAAGUUACCCGUAAUUUAAUCUUCACUAGUAUAUACGAGUUUUUUCGAUUAACAGGCCAAGUAACUUGUAGAAGACAUUAAUAGAUUUAUUAAUUAUGCAAAAUCUGUUUACACUUUGCAGUAUCAUUGCUUCACUUCCCGUUAACUAUCCAUUUAUAUAAGCUAUUUUCUGUUUGACUAGAAACUAGCUGAGAAUUCUUCGCGAAUUCUUUAAUCUCUCGUCCCUGUACUACUAUACUUUAAUUGGUGUAUGUGAUAAUUUUACGUCCAUAUUUUUUUAUUCUCUUUUCAUUUAAACAUCUAUGU
Molecule: messenger RNA, 4047 nt
Organism: Schistosoma intercalatum
Lineage: Eukaryota; Metazoa; Platyhelminthes; Trematoda; Strigeidida; Schistosomatidae
Source: the annotation of a GenBank genome assembly